AUGGCAGGUGAGUCUCACUUUUUUUCGUUAUUAAAUUUUAUUUGUUAUGUUGGAAACUUUUUAAUGAAGGAUUGGGCAGCUGAAAACUGUUGUUUGCAAUAUCGUGCUCCUGAAUUAUUUCAUAUUGAAACGAACAGUAUAAUAACGGAAAAAGCAGAUAUAUUCUCAUUGGGUGGUAUUUUGUAUGCAAUGCUUUUUGGACGAGGACCAUUUGAUGAUGUCUAUUCUCGAGGAGAUAGUGUAGCUUUAGCUGCUACAUCUGGAGUAAUUGAUAUACCUAAAAGUCAAGCAUUAACUUAUCCAAAGGAAAUUGUUGAGUUCAUGUUAGUCAUGUUGCAAACGGAUGCUGAAAAACGACCUGGUAUAUCUGAAGUUAUUGAACAUUUUAAGGAUUUAUCAUGUUUUACUAUGGAUCAAGUAUAA
Didymodactylos carnosus is the source of this 423-nucleotide messenger RNA. Lineage: Eukaryota; Metazoa; Rotifera; Eurotatoria; Philodinida; Philodinidae. The record is from the annotation of a GenBank genome assembly.